CACACCAGCCACACGGUAAACAACUGGUGACCCACAUGCAGCUUUGUGCCUGACUCCAGUGCUUCAGCUCUUAGGCUCCACAAGCAACAAGUAACUAGCCCCUGGUCUCCCACAGAAAAAAUGCUGUUCAGCUCCUGCCUGCUCGGGAAAACACUGUUUUUUACAAGUUUAGCAGUCCUUUUUGGAGAUUUUACUGAUGUCAGAGCUUUUGCCAGUCCAAGUGAAUGCAAAAGUGCAACCGUAGACGAUGUGAAUCAGAGCCUUGAGAAAUACUCAAAAUGCUUUAAUGAAAUGAUUGCCAAAGGUGAAAAAGCUUCAGUCAAUUACCUUGUCUGGACCCUGCAAGAAAUACUUGAUCUCGUGCGCCCUGUCCAACAGAAAUUUUGCAAGCAGCUACCUCUCUGCCCACUCCCACUAGCCCCUAGAAACGGUGGGCUGGUGUGUGUCACCAUUGAAAACACACAGUACUGCAAACCCAUGUGCAACCAGGGUUAUGACUUUCAAUUCCUUAGAAGAAGUAAACUGUAUGAAGUAUGUGGCAACACCACUGGGUUUUCCUGGACAACACAGUUUGCUGGGGACAAGACACUGGCUGUUUGUAUCCCCUCUGAGGUGGCCAUCAGUGGAGCUAAAUCUGCCUAUUUCCCCGCCAACAGCACCUGUCUGCACACGCUAGCCUUCGCUGAAACUGAGAGAGAACAGCUAAACAUCUUCCUCAAAGAGCUCAGUGAGCAAGGCAUCAACAGCUCCAACCGUGACAAGGAGGCUGAUUGUAUCAGCUGUGGUUACUAGCAGCGAAAAGCUGGUGCCACGGACCAGCGGGCCAUUUGCAAUUUGGCAUGGGUAUUUCAACAAGAGAAGCGGAGCAGUGAAAUCAUGGCUAAGACAUGUAAACAUACAGCUUUUAUUUGGUUAAAGGACUAGAGAUCAUCGUCACAAUUUGACCUCAGCUCUUGGAUACAGAUAUAUAGGCUAAACGUGAUCACGUAGCUCUUGGCAGAGAUGUUUCAAAGAAAGAUCACUUCUAUGGCUUAAAUUUGUCUAGCUGGAAUUUAAUAAGAAUUAGAGAUGGUUAAUGGAUGUGGUCAUUAAACACAAUAAUUAUCAAAAAUCAUCUUCUGUCAGGCUUCAUCUUUACUGAGAAAGGGCCAUACUUUUAGUUGCUUUUACAGUUGCCAGUUAAUCACUAUUGUUGCUCUGAUGACCAUUAAAGCAAUGCAAGUCACAACA
This is a messenger RNA of Falco peregrinus (peregrine falcon), 1230 nucleotides long. RefSeq lists its product as uncharacterized. The transcript is spliced from 6 exons. Bases 121 to 792 code for a protein of 223 amino acids. NCBI's taxonomy places the organism in Eukaryota, Metazoa, Chordata, Aves, Falconiformes, Falconidae. The record is from RefSeq and is a predicted model, not a curated record.